Messenger RNA from Phaeodactylum tricornutum CCAP 1055/1, 519 nucleotides. RefSeq lists its product with no specific name. The record is from RefSeq and is a predicted model, not a curated record. The transcript has 2 exons. NCBI's taxonomy places the organism in Eukaryota, Bacillariophyta, Bacillariophyceae, Surirellales, Neidiaceae. Gene Ontology annotation, cellular component: membrane. The coding region runs from base 1 to 519 and encodes 172 amino acids.
AUGUGCGCCAGUGCUAGUGCCAGACGGUCGUCACCGUUGAAGUGGCAGAUUCUUGCUCUCUUUACUGCCGGGGAAGCGUUGUCCGUCGGCUUCAUCAGCAGCUUUUACCAUUUUCGAUCCGUAUGCUCUGCGAUGUUAGCAACCGCUGUGGCAGCAACUAGUGUUUCCCUCUAUACCGCGAAGCAAAGAAACCCCAAGUAUGAUUUGUCGCAAUGGGGGGCGGGGUUGUCCUCGUGUGGGCUCAUUUUUCUGGUAUACGGAAUCGUUCAACUUUUGCAAGUCCUUGGCGUCCUACCAGCUGGGUUUAUGCCCUACAAUGAAGUACUGUAUAGUUUGGCCGGUGCGUGCCUGUUUUCGUUUUAUCUUGCCUACCACACGAAACUCAUUGUGGCCGGUAAGCACACCAAGUAUCAAAUGAGUGAAAAGGAUUACGUAUUUGGAGCAAUGACGUUGUACAAUGAUAUCAUCAACAUCUUCAUCUACACACUUCGGUUGAUAGGAGAGGACCGCGAUCGAUGA